AUGCCAUCUAACAAAGACCGUCUCUAUGUUGCUCUCUACGCACGCGGAGGCAAUCCUACCAUGCUAGGCAAAGAAGACACAUACCACUGGGCCUUGAUCGUGGGGCCCAAAGUUGAAGCAGAGGAUGGUAUGGGGGUCCGUUACCACGCAAAGGAGAGGCUAGCAUUGACAGGGGGCUCUAAAUGGUUCUUCGAGGAGCGCGAAUGUCCACUUGCCCCUACUAGCAUGCUACUUGUUCGUAUCAUAGUUGGGAAGGUAGCGGAAAGAAAUCGCCUAGUCGAAAUUCUGCGGAACACGCCUAUUCGGCAAGGCCAACCAGGUUGGAACUGUGUCCUCUGGGUAAAGGAGGCCCUGGAAAUGCUUAAGGUUGAUACCAAGGCUCUAGGCACGAGCGUCGUUGAGUGGGAAAAAGUACGCAGCGGGGCGAUGGAUUAUUGUCAGCUGAAGAAAGACCAGCACCGUUUUGAUGGCCAGGGCAACUUUGAUAUGAAAAAGGUUCCAACAUAUGACUUGAUAGAGCGGAAGGAAAUCAUUACCCGUUCCAUCGCCAGCUCUUCGGGCUUUACUAACUUUAUCAAAGAUGGAUUGGUUAUUCAACGUCACAACGAGCCACAUGUCCUCAUUCCAAAGUCCCUCAUGGAUGACUGGGUGAAUGCCUAUGGGAAACAGAAUUUCUUCACUACAGUCCCACAGAUAAUCAACGCGAUCAAGGCUAUCGAAACAUGUCAGAGAGUGGGACCGUCGAACUCGAAGAAGAUAACGGAAAUUUUCUAUCACUGCAUAGACAUAGGCAACAGCAAGUUCUUCGCAACGGAACUCGGCAAAUAUGUUCAAAUCGCGGUACUGGUGGGCCAUAAAAUCGACCCAGAAAAAUAUUUCAAAGGGUCCCAGGCAAUAUGGGACGGGAAGUCUCCCAUAGAGUUGAUGAAUAUUGCUUUGAAGGAGGAUCCUCAGGGGCAUCAUAUGAUCCAGGCCACAGUCCACUACUGGGGAUUUAAUGCUGGCGUGGUGAAGAACAUUGCACAAAUGUACGAGCUAUUGUACUAG
Penicillium oxalicum is the source of this 1047-nucleotide messenger RNA. RefSeq lists its product as uncharacterized. Bases 1 to 1047 code for a protein of 348 amino acids. The record is from RefSeq and is a predicted model, not a curated record. NCBI's taxonomy places the organism in Eukaryota, Fungi, Ascomycota, Eurotiomycetes, Eurotiales, Aspergillaceae. The transcript has 3 exons.